UGCUCUAGGAAAUAUUAAUUCAGUUUCAAUUAUUUCUUUGUAAGAGCGAUCGAACUGCAAUGAAAGCAUUUGUAUUUAUUUGUCUCGUCGCAUUAGCUUGUGCACAACCGCCUCCACCACCACCACCUCCCCCUCCUGGUGGCCGUCCAUCAGUUACUGAAGACUUGAUUCGAGCACAACAAGAAUUGACAAUUAGCCAUGGAUGGUCAGAAAUUUUCCUUGUUGAUAACCGUCAAAUUUUAUCGGAUUAUAUUGCAAGAAUUGAAACAGUGGCACUCGAUGAAUUUAUGGGAGCGUAUGCAGCUAUUAAGAAUACUGGAAUAGAUACCAGAGCAGCUAUGGAAGAAUUUGAAACAUCUUUCUGUGCGGAUAGAGUUAGGGAAAGAUGGGAACUUCAAGUUACACGCUACGGGCAAAGAUUGUCACAAUGCUUAGGCAGUACAUACGGUUACUUGCUUGAUUUUACAAACAUCUUGAAUCGUCUGCACGACGAAAGCAGAGAAUAUACAAACCAAAUUCCAAACACUUCAACUAACAUCUUAUCAACAAUUGACAUUUUCACGGGACGUGAUAAUCUACGUUUUUAUAUUAAUGAUGCUCUCCGUGAUCUUUACUUCCGCGCCCUUAAUUUACAUGCUGAAUUCGAAGAAUUUGUAAAUGGAAUUUCAAUUGAUCUAGAUUUGUUAUUGGAAGAAUAUACUGAAUGCUACCGAACACUUCCAGCUGCAUUUGAGACCGAAUCUGCUAAUGAUUUGGAAGCCAUGCGCUUGUAAACAAUGGUUUUGAAAAGUUUUCUCCUUUGCACGUUGUGUGCGUUUGUCUUGACAAACUGUCAGGAAAGUCCAACAGUAACAGAAGAUUUACUACAAGCACAACAAGAAUUAACAAUUGGUCAUGAAUUUGCAGAAAUUUCACUUGUUGAGAAUCGCGAUAGAUUAUCAGAAAAUUUAGCAACGAUAGAAAAAGGAGUUUUGGAUUCAUUUUUAGUCGCUUACACUCAAAUUAAAAAUAUUGGCAUUGAAACAAGAGAGUUAAUGAACGAAUUUGGUUCUUCAGAAUGUGAAGAUAGAGUCAGAGCCAGGUGGGAGUUGCAAGUUACACGCUAUGGUCAGAGAUUGUCACAAUGUCUUGGAAUAACGAAUGACUAUCUUAAUACAUUCACAAACACUUUGAAUUCUUUUCAACAUGAAAGUCGCUUUUACAAUGAACAAAUCCCUAACACUUCAGUGAAUGUUUUGUCUCGUCUUGAUAUCUUCACAGGUCGUGACAGUCUUCGUGAUUACAUCAACGACGAAUUUCGUGAUAUUUUAAUGCUUGGAGAUAAAUGGUCUAUUGAAGCUGAAAAUUAUGUUGAUUGGAUAUCUUCAGAAUCAGAUGAAAUGAUUCGUCAGUUCACCACUUGUUUCAGAAGUCUCCCAAACUGGUUUCAGAAUGAAUCGAAUCAAGAUUUACGAGCUAUUCAAGAAUGUGAUGAAAAUUAAAUAAAGUCAAAUAUAUGUUUUGAAAUUUACUUAAA
Messenger RNA from Clunio marinus, 1516 nucleotides. NCBI's taxonomy places the organism in Eukaryota, Metazoa, Arthropoda, Insecta, Diptera, Chironomidae. The record is from the annotation of a GenBank genome assembly.